This is a messenger RNA of Seminavis robusta, 2025 nucleotides long. Lineage: Eukaryota; Bacillariophyta; Bacillariophyceae; Naviculales; Naviculaceae. The record is from the annotation of a GenBank genome assembly.
AUGAAGAUGAUGUUCGCUUUCCUCUUUGUCGUCGCUCUGUUCACCGGAGCGUCCUUUAAGGUCAAGCCCUUGAAGACAGUCGCGACCGUCGGUUUCAAACUGAAGGCGGAAGCAACCGAGUUCAAACGGAGACUCCAUGUGUGCCAUAAACAUCUUGAUCUCAUUUACAACGACAGCGCAAUCAUUGAGAAAGAAAACAGCGAGCUCAUUGAGGACAAUUCUGGGUUGCAAGAGCAGCUGAACGAAGCUAGAGCAAGUCUAAGUUCUUGCGAAGAUAGGACGGCACGAGCCUACGGCAAACUGAUUGUCACCCUUGAAGCGCCGGUCCCAACCUCUGACGAGGCAAUUGCGAAGAUGCGCAUCCAUUUCGAUCCACAGAAAUGCCAAGGCAUGUAUGACCACGUUGUUGAAGACGACAAUCUACGACUGUGCAUUUUAUCCACCCCCGUGUGUCUCAGAGACUACGACACAUCCAAAGCUCGCUUCAACGCCUCGGCCAACAAACACGGACAUCUGCAGACAGUAGCGGUGCAAGUUCUGGAAGUGAAUGGAGCUGCACCAGCGCAAGUCAAAGCCAAUCUAGAGACACUGGAGAACUGCCAGGGUACUUCGAUUGAAGUAUUUGCACUUGCGCCUUGUCCCCAAGGAAUCCCCACUACAAACAACAGAGACGCACUGAUCAAGGAUGCAGCAGAGGAGGAAAAGCAAGAGGCGGCAUCGACCAUUGCUGGCACCAAUGGUGAUUCAGUAGCUACGGUAUCCAAUGAACAAAAUGGCACGAUCUUGGUGGAGGAACAAGAUUUGCACCAUGAAUUGGUUGCCGUUGCUGUCGCUGGAGACGGAGACGGAAUCGUCGCCACCGAUAUUGUCGACGCUCCGUCUGCGGCCAUGAUGACUUACGGUGUCGGUUUUGACGGCGAACAUCCGGAGACAGGUGCUGGUGCUUCCGCUAGUGAGGAAAGUGAAGAACUCCAUAGUUCUUCCAAAGCAUCCGAUUUCGUCGACACGCAUACUGCGGCACCCCCUAGUAUGACGAUGGCAGCUUCGGAAUCGACUGUGCUUUCGCGAGGCGCAGAAGUUCGAGAUUAUCGCACAAAGAAGUGCGACCUCCAGCCAAUCAGUUGGGAAAACAAGUUUGAUGGCGUCAGUGAUGAAGCGGAGCGCAUUCUAAUCAUUGGUGAUUGCCAGGAUGCUGUGAUUGAAGGAGGAACCCCUUGUUUGGUCGCCCAUCACCAGGGGAUUGAUGCUUACAAGCGGCUUGUGAACAUUUGUGCCGAUGAUCGAAAACGUUGCGAGGAUUCCAGGGAGGCGGAUCGAAAACAUUGCGAGGAUUCCAGGGAGGCGGAUCGACAACACUGGGAGAUGGCGCAGAAGAAAGACCGCGACCACUAUGAAGCACAGCGAGCUACUUUGAUCAACGAACACCAGGCGCAGUUGGAACGUGAGCAGUCUGCAAAAUCGGAGGAAUGCGAGAAGUGUCUGGUUGCGUUACCCUUGUGCCAAAAGAAGGAGGCGCAGAGAUACGCGGCCAACGAUUUGCUUCAAGGCAAGAUCAACGAAGAGCGGGGGCAGUUUGAAACUCGGUUGGACGGAGCUGCCAAGCAGAACAAAGCUGAUGUUGAGGAUUUGAAACUUGCGGUUGCACGUGUACAUUCUGAAUCCCAACAGAAUUCGUCAAUCUUGGUGCACAAGCUUGGUAAUAUGACCACUGACUACGAAAACGCCAAACAAAAUGCCUCGAAGUGGGAAUGCCAUGCGACCAAGCUCCAAUCAAGUCUAACCGAUUCGCAGAAUUAUCACGAGACUUGUUUGGAAGAUGUACGGAAUGAGCGGCAGAAUGUGCAAGAUUGCAAGGCCGAAAACGAACUGCUCAACAAACGGAUUCAGCAGCUCGAACGUGAGGCAUUGAACCGAAACAAUGUCAAUGAAGCAUUGCGCAACGAGAAUGAGGCGCUCAACAAGAAAGUCGCGAAGUUCCAGGAGCAGCAGGAGCAUUUGAAUGAGGUCAUGGCUCGAAACAUCUAA